Prorocentrum cordatum is the source of this 561-nucleotide messenger RNA. Lineage: Eukaryota; Dinophyceae; Prorocentrales; Prorocentraceae. The record is from the annotation of a GenBank genome assembly.
AUGGUUAUGCACCGAGAAGAGGAUCCUUAUGCCUACGCCUGCCUGGGGCAAACAGCAAGGGAACGCAGCAUACAAGGCAUAUUCAGCGGAAGCAACAAUGCGACCUCCUUCAAGAUGUGGCUUCACUUUGUGUUGGAGGAAAUGGACGGUCGGUGCGGCCGUGGGGUUUACAGCAUGGGUCGGAUAUAUGAGCGGAUGAUGUUAUUCAAUUCGUCCGUCGAAGAUGCGGUUGCUGCGAAUCCAGAUACGCAAGGUGAUAAACAACCCGUUGUCAUAUAUGAUGCAAUUGUCAGACAAGAAGAUUUCUAUGCAUCGCUUGAGCAAGGUCUGCUAAAAUUUGAAUGCUUUCAGCCAGGAAGCAUCAAUUGGGGAUAUUUCAAUAUGCUACGGUACAAGGCGGAUAAUGGAUUCCAAGGCAACCAGCGCAUUCCGUAUCAUUGUUUUUACGACGAGGAAGCAAGGUCGUGGGUUGAGCGGCAUGAUAAGCAUGUUCUUAAGUUGCAUGGGUACACGUUCCAGAAACCGAGCAUUGAUGAGUGUGCGGCUUUAGAAGCGCCGUGA